AUGUUGGCGGCAGGGCGGCUGUUGAUGAAAGACUACAAUGUGACGAUGGAGAUGUUUGCUCGGGAGCCUGAUGAUUACGUACAAGACCAGCGGCUUCUUGAAGAAAUUAUUAACCUAACUGCGCACCAAGCGCUGGAGGCCACUACUAAGCCUCUUCACGAGGAUGUGUGUUCUCUCGAGCAAUGGAGGGACUAUGAAGGAAAGGAUACGGUCACUCCUCCUGCAAGGGGAAAACCAAACGGGGUACUCACGCAGGUACUGACAGGAGCGAGGCGGGAGGCAGAGGAAAGGCUAAGACAAACGCAGGAAAUGAAGUUUACCAUUUCCACUAAUAUCGAAGAGGUACUGUUUAAAGGAAGAGUUCGCGUCAAUGAAAUGAGGCUGAACGACUUUCUUACGAGGGAACUGGGCGGCAGGGGCGUUGUGGACACCAAUCGGGAUGUCUUGCCGGAGGAGUUUUUCAAGGACCCCGCGAAGUAUAUCCGUGAUAAAGGAGCACUGAACGAAAUACAGGCAUCAGGUCAUUGUUUUAGUAUGAAGCGAGCUGUAAAGGGUGAAUUGAUCUUCGACGAGGAUAUACGCAAGCUAUGCGAUAAGGGCGUCAGCAAUCUACCGGGGUGGUCAUUAGCUGCUGUGGAGGUAACAGCAACUGUUCAUAACUCCACUAAACAUUUCUUGGAUGCAGCUGCCGAGGAGGCGAGGAACCCAACGACGACGAUUGUAGCGAUAAAACUGGAGGGAGUGUACGAGUCUGUGUACAAUGCGAUUUGGCACCAUGUGGUGGAAAUUCCCGACGGCGUGGAGCGAACGAAAGCGGGGACGGGAAUGGAGGUGAGGGAGGGGAAACCGAAACAGUCAUGGACGUACAAGAAAGUUGGCAACACCUUCGAAAAGGAUGACGCUGUGCAGCAAUCCGGUGAAGCACCUCCCAGGCUGAUGGUGCUUACCUCGGACAAGGGAUGGCCGUACACGCUGAGUGUGCUGAAUGGGUGUGGCAAUGACUUGUGUGUUAACUCUGAGGUGGAGCGAGUGUGGCAGAUCGUCAAGGGCGAUCUAACUAAGUGGUUCAGCAAUUUUGAUUUGACUCUCAAUCCUUCACCUUUGCCGCAUGUGUUGAUUGGGACGCCCGGGAUCGGGAAGUCGAUGGCUGCCGGCUCGUACCUCCUCUACCAGCUGCUGCACUACGAUGCGGAGAAACUCCAAGUGGUUGUCCACUGUUUUGGAAUCACGAUGUACGUGUUUGACAAGAACACCAAAACCGUGACAAAAUACAUGGGUAACAUAACAUCGAAGAGUGUUUUGGGUGGUUUGUGGCAGCGUGGGAUGAAAGGGUAUAUUAUUUACGAUGUGACAACGAAAGGAACACCGCCCGACGCAGGUUUUGCGCCCUCUACUGGAUGGGGCAUGAUUGUGGUGUCAUCGCCAAACCUGGACAACUAUGAUGAGUGGGCGACGCAAGUAAGAGCCAGUCGAAUCAUCAUGAAUUGUCCCGACGAGAUGGAUGUGAAGGCGAUGUGUGCAUGGAUGGAGCGCGGUCUGGAACCAGAUAGGCAAGCGGGAUACUGGAAGAUGGUCAAAGAACGCAUGGAAAAAUUUGGACCGAUUCCGCGUCACAUCUUUGAUGAGAAAAUUUAUAUUAAUCGCUUGGGUGCCGUUGAUGUUGCCUUGCUAGCAAUCAAGGAUACUGAUGUUAAAGAGUAUUUUUCCAUGGGAGGAGAGAAAAAAUGGUAUUCCGAGGAUCCGUCUCACAAACUUGUGAAGAUCGUCCGGGAAAGAACAGAAAAAGGAGCUGAGAUAUUUCUGAACGCACCGAUAUGUGAUGAUAUCGGGUUUCGAACUGCGGAACGUUUGGAAAAGGAAAUGGCUACGAAGGAUCUUUUGUUGCUAAUAUUGGGAUCGCGUGGUGCUCUUGCUUCCCGAGCUCUGGAACAAUUAGGUUUGUGCGUAUUCAUGUAUGGGGAGCUUGUCUGUGCAUUAGUAGAGGAACUCAAGGAGCUGAGUUCAGCAAAACGUAAUGAAGCACAGGAUUCAGUGCUGAAGGUAAACCAUCAAGGGCACCCCACUCGCACCGUUGGAUUAGCGGGACUGGAAGGCGGUGUCACGAGGACUGCGAUGGAGUACGGGGUGCUGUACUUACCGAAGGUUGAAAACUUUCCACUGGUGGACGGCUUUUUCUUCAUGGAGUCACCGCGGAGGACGCUGGUUGGGCUGCAGAUGACUACGGCGAGUGCGCACCACACGACAACCAGCACCGUGAAGCAGUUCACUGAGCAUCUGGCGGCAUAUUUUGAAGGAUGGGACGAAUUAUCCCGAGAAAUGUCGUGGGAGAUGAUUUAUAUAAAAAACGCAGACAGCACGCCGAUGAAAAAAUGGCAGAGAUGUGAUGUCGUCAAUCCCAAUAAUGAAACCGACGCUGAAAAAAAAAUUGUGGCCUUCUGGAAUAAAGAGGUACACCAAUACCAGUUUAUGUUAACACGUGAUUUUUUAAGUAAAAUCACAGAAAUGUGA
Molecule: messenger RNA, 2508 nt
Organism: Trypanosoma cruzi
Lineage: Eukaryota; Euglenozoa; Kinetoplastea; Trypanosomatida; Trypanosomatidae
Product: retrotransposon hot spot (RHS) protein, putative
Exons: 1
Coding region: 1-2508 (835 amino acids)
Source: RefSeq, a predicted model, not a curated record